CUUGAAAUCCAACGUAACAAACUUCUAUAAUGUACACACUGAGACUGAUAUAUGCCAAUGCCAAAAAUAAACGUUCUAAUUAUUUGGGAUAGUCCUCAAUUAUGAUUAACUGAGAUCCCAUAACUGUCUCUAUCUGUCGAAACAUUCACUUCCUUAACUGAGUGCUUUAAUUCUUGUUUUGGACCCCUUUUUACAAUAAUGAAAAAUGAACACAUCAUUUAUAAUACAAAGCAAAAAGUUGGAGUCCUGCAUUUUACCAAUGCGGCAUUAGGAGAGGUGUCUAUCCACGCACUAAAGUGUCCCUUAAAAUGUCACAAAUCGGUCUGCAAAGGCACGCUGGCCUGAAGAAUUCUGCUUUUGUGAGUUCUGUAAAUCCAUUUAUUCUUCAGUUUCACUUUAAGGGUGUAAAAGAGGCCAGAAAUUCCACAUAAUGAACAACUACAGUGCCAAUCCUGUCAGUUGGUGUGACCAAAAUGGUCACAAGCCGACAGUCAUGUCCCCUGCGUGUGUUUAUGAAAGUAAUGCUCUGCUUUCCCCAUCACAACCUCAGAACGCUGGUUGUCGGUUUUGCCAGCUAUGUGGCAGUCGCCGCUUUGUGUGUUUUAUUUACGCUUCCCUUAAAUAAACUGACGAAAGGAUUUCAAGUGCACCACAUGUUCUCCAUACCGUGUUUAGAACUGAUACUUCUGCUUGUUGUAUUUCAGAUGGAUUGCAGAUUUAAGAUUCUGAAUACUGGACUUUUGUUUUGGGGAUUCUCUAAUGAGAGUAUAAAUCCUGCUCUGUGAUCAUGUUUAAAUCUAUACCACGCUGCUGUGAAUGAGAACCACCCCACCACACACACACACACACACACACACACACACACACACACACACACACACAGGAUAUGACAUAAAUAUUAAACCAAGCAUCCCCUGGCUACUGUUUCACAUGCAUGUGGUGUGACUGUCACGUCCACUGCAUGCCAUUUAUGUCCCCAUACCGGAUUGAAGUUUUAUUGUUUAUAUAAAUUAGAAAUACAGCCUGAAAUUUUCUGUGAAUACUGUAGGUUGCUGGUGUUGCGACUCCUUUAUUGUGAGACAGGGACCACACGGUGUCGAGAAUGUCUUAUAAAAAAGAAAAAAUGUCCUCGGUAGAGAAUUUGCUCUAUACACAGACACGCCUCUGUGUUGGAGGUUGAUCUCAAUCUCCAGCAAAUGUUGAAUUCCCAGGAACAUUAACCACUGAACAGCUGAAUUCAUCUGAACAUUAACCAAACUUUUCAGUGUUAUAUGCCCCAGCUGUGCUUCCUGAGCUGUUUAUGUAGUAUAUCUUUAUUCUCUCAUUGUUUACCCAGGAAGGUUGACAGGUAAUGAACCGUUGUCUAUCCUGCCACUGAACUCUCUACCAGAAGAGAACGUGGGCAGGGCCCACUACAAGCUGUGCGACCGGCUCAAACUGGAAAAGAAGCAGCGCAGGAUGUGCAGACGAGACCCGGGCGUGGCAGAGACCCUGAGAGAGGCCAUCACCAUGAGCGCCCUAGAAUGCCAGUACCAAUUCCGCUUUGAGAGGUGGAACUGCACCUUAGAGGGGCGCCACCGAGCCAACAUACUAAAGAGAGGAUUUAAGGAGACAGCCUUCUUGUAUGCCAUCUCCUCCGCGGGCCUGACCCAUGCAAUGGCCAAAGCUUGUAGCGCAGGACGCAUGGAACGCUGCACGUGUGACGAGGCCCCGGACCUGGAGAACCGCAAGGCGUGGCAGUGGGGAGGCUGUGGAGACAACCUCAAAUACGCCAACAAGUUUGUCAAGGACUUCCUGGGCAAACGCUCCAACAAGGACCUGCGUGCACGCGUGGACAUGCACAACACAAAUGUGGGCAUGAAGGUAAUCAAAUCCGGAGUGGAGACCACAUGCAAAUGCCAUGGCGUCUCCGGCUCGUGCACCGUUCAGACCUGCUGGAGGCAGCUCCUGCCCUUCCACGAGAUUGGCAAACAGCUGAAGCAGCGUUACGAGACCUCCAUUAAAGUGGGAAGUUCCACCAACGAGGCCACUGGGGAGGGAGAGAUCUCCACGGGCCGAAGCCAGCAGCAGCAGCAGCAGCAGCAGCAGCAGCAGCAGCCCCUGCCUGGCUUGAACGAUCAGAUCCCUCGCACUAUGGACUUGCUCCACAUCGAGGACUCGCCCAGUUUCUGUCGACCAAGCAAGUACUCGUCGGGAACAGCAGCCCGCAAGUGCUACAAGGACAAGAACUGUGACGCUAUCUGCUGCGGGCGAGGCCAUAACACUCAGAGUAGGGAGGUGACCCGACCCUGCCAGUGCCAGGUGCGCUGGUGCUGCUACGUCGAAUGCAAGCAGUGCACACAACGAGAAGAGGUCUAUACCUGCAAAGGGUAAACCAGCCCCUAUGAUCAGUGGAGCAAGUGAAAGAUGGUUGUGUUGAAGAGGAGUGGUUGGUCUUGAACAAGGUUUUGCUUCCACUGUCGAAACAGUGUUCUGCAAACACAAAAGGAGUGAGCCGAUGGAGAAGCAAUAAGCACUUUGAGGGAUUUCUGUGGGUUGCGUUUCAGAGCUCCUGUAGUCCCCAUGCCAGGGGUUUGCAGAUUAAAAGAACCUUCUCAGACAACUGGGUCAACAUCUCAAGCUUUUUUUUUUUUUAAGUUCUGCCUUGAAGAGAGAAUCUUUUAUUUUCCUAUUAAAAAAAUCAAUUUGCAUCUUUUCAUAAGAAAACAGAGAUUAGCAUCUAGCUGAUGAGGAUCCAACACAAGGACAAUAACUCCAGCAGACUUGGUUUUCUGGGGCCUUGCCCAAAGAAGAAUAGUGUGUGCGUGUAUGUGUGUUUGUGUGUGUGUGUGUGUGUGCGAAUUUGUAUGUGAGCAUGUGUUGAGGUGAAAGUGAGGGGGAAGGGGAUUCAGAUGACGACUUUUAUGGCAAUGAAAUCCAUAUUCAGAGACUGCUAAAAAGAAAAAAAAAGACAGGGUGUAAGAUUAACUCUACACGCACAUAUUUACACUCACACGCAUUGCGUGUUUGCAUAUGUAUGUACAUAAAUUCAGUUAUAUUGUAAUGAUAUUAUACAAGCCACUUAUCUAACAAUGUUAAAACAAACCACUAACCACACAAAUGUUUUGUUGUUUGUGUGCUCUUGCUCGUUUUUCUUCUUGAUUCAUGUUGACAAGGCCCUUUGGAAAGCAGCACACUUGUGUCCGUUGUCUUGCUGUGGAUAAUUUAUAGAUCCUUUGGGACUACUCCUUCAUGGGGAGAAAUUUUUUUUGGAAUAAUAUAAUAUGAAGCUGUUAGCAAAUGAAUUAACAGAAAAUAACUAAACCCAGCAGUUUAGGAUAUUCAAACCAGCCUUGAGCGAACCAGUGUUCAGGGAAUUACUUAAACCACUAUUUGGACAAAACAGCAGAGAAAUUGUGCAAAUACAAAUAAUAUCCAAGUCGGAGAAGACACUGGCCUUAUUAAAGCCAACAUCAUUGCAACAGGUGAUCACUUGACCAACAAACGGUCCAUGUGUUACUCAGAUCAGAAAUUGUGGAGCUCUGCAGAGCUUAAAUCUACUUAUUAGUUUUUUUCUUUUUGUUUUAUUUUUAAUACUUUGAAGUUGUAAAGAAAACUGUGGAGAACUGGAGGAAUGUAGCCCCCUACCAUUUCACAUCCUUCUUUCCUCUUCAGCUGCCACAAUUUGAUUGAGCCAUAUUCAACACAUGUAGACAUGCAGCAUGUGCAGUGGGAGCUGCGUCAGUCAGUCCAAACAGUAUGGGGCAACUGAGACAGUAAUCUAACUUGACAUGUCUGCAGAGUUACUCGAGUGAAGAUGAAUGCAGUCUCGUAGCUAAUAUAAAUACAUUUUGUCAGACUAAUACUUGUGUAAUGUUUGGCAAAUUGAUGUCUCAGUGCAAACAAAUCUGGGGCUUUGUAAAUCUGCUGUCUUCAUUCAGAAGUCAGUUGUUAUAAUGCGUGAAUUAAUUUGCUUUUUUACAUUGUUGCUUGACACAAAGUGACACGGCUAACGCAAUGCAGCAUACUAAAUACUGCUAUGCAAUGCCAGUGACAGUAUAAAGAAAUAGUCUGACGUGUUCGGGAGACCACUUGCCCAGAGUUAGAUGACUGACACUUUGUCCAGUAAUUAUAAGGCUACAGUUAGCUUGAUUAAGCUUAAAGAAUAGCACUAGCACGGAUCUAUCCAAUGGCAACAAAGGCUUAGCUAAGUGCAGCUGGCUGUAGUGUCAUAUUUACGGGCCAGAUAUGAGAUUGCUAUCAAUGUCCUUAACUAAUUCUCAGCAAGAAACAAACAUAUUUCUUAAAAUGCUGAACUAUUGCUAUAAGACAUUAACAUGAAGGUUUAAUUUUAUGAGAAAUGCCUCUUCACACACACACAAACAAUGCAGACAACAAUAUUUCCUUGUAUUCUCAGCACUCUCAAACCAUUAUGAUAUAUACUAUAAGAUAUGCCUGGUUUUAAAUGGGUGUGAACUAACUACUGAGUGAGAGACCCAGCUUUGUAUUAUAGCACCAUUCACGCACUGAAGCCCAAAAGCCCUUUAAAGUAUUUUAAGAUCUGUAUUUAUGGAUACAGUGCAGUGCAGAUUUUUUUUUUUUUUUUUUUUUUUAAAAAACUGUAAAUAGCAAAGGUUUCUUCUCCUGUGGUAUAGAGACAAAAGUGAGGCACAUGUUUAACUCUCACAUGCAACUGAAACAGAAAUUGGUGGCAAUAAGAAACAUCAGGUUGAGACGUUUGUGGGUUUGACGGUUACAGAUUCUAAUCAGUGGCACAGCACCAUACCAAGCAUCCUUAAAAACUGGCGUUUACCUUUAACGGAUGGUUUAGUCUUUAAACAUGAUCAUCGCAAUAUAUUCAAAAUGAAAAACCACCAUGUUCAGCAACAAUAUCAUGUUUUAGAAAGUGAGCCUUGCAUGGGUUAUUUGUCCUGAGGAGAUGAAUUCCAAGCAUUUUGAUAUGAGAAGGCAUGCCAAAUAAAGACUGGUCAAAACAUAUACAUAGAACUUUGCACGCUACAUGGAAACCAUAAUAGCUAUGCUGAAACUCGAAGCAUAAAUGCCUGCCUCCCACAGCUCUCAGAGUGUGUUCGUUCUCCACACACACUCACACACACUCCUCGGCCCAAACACACUGAGGUUCUCUACUAUUGAACACAUUCAAAACAGACAUACUAACAGGAAUACUAAAAGUGCACCCUGAGUGCAUUUAUGUUUUUUUUAUGCAUUGUACAUAGGCCUAAUAAUUUCUCCUGAGAAAGAGAAGCACGAUGCAACAGUUGGUUUUUAGAGCCACCGUCUUCCAUAUUCUCAAAUCCAAAACUCUGCACUGUUUGGUCGUCAGUGGAUCAUGUACAAAAUUCUGUUUUGUAGAAAAAAAAGCUAAAUUAUUUUUAAAUAUAUUAUGAGCAUAUGUUUAGUGUAAAUAACGUCAAAGUCUAAAUCGAUUUUAUAUCCUGUAUUUUUUACUAUUAUUUUUUUUUUCUUUUGGGUGUUUGUUCCUUUUCGGGGUGGAGGCUUCAAGCAGCAGUAUAUACUUUAAACAUACUUCAUUUCAUAUCUCAUCAUUUGCUGUUAUCUAAGCACUAACAAAUCCUAACAAAUUUAGAAUCAACUCACCUUUUACCUGUUGUUUAUUCAUGUGCAUGAGAUCAUGAUCACAUUUUUGCGAGUAUUCAAACAAAAUCACAGUUGUCAAUGUUAUCUUUUUAUAGGAUUGGAUCUGUUUGUAUAAUCAACUUUUGUGAAAAGACGAUGUAAUGUUGGUUAUCACCAUAUGAUCACCAUAUUUUGCCAUCAGUGUGGACUAGUUUAUGCUCACUUUGGAUCACUUUACAUGUACAUGUACUUUUUGUUAGGAUUUGUGCUGUGCUUGUAAAAGACACCAACCAUGUAUUGCCCUUUGUGAUGAUACUACACCAACAAAGCUUUGUCCAUGUUCACUUAUUCAUGUCUUAUGGGAACCCUAAAUUAUUUUCCUCUACCUCAUGUGUAUAGCUUGUAGGUAUAAACAGAUCACAAAUGACUGGUAAGAAUGUAUUUAAGUUAUUUAACAUCUUUGUAUAACAAAGGCGAAAAAAAUCUGAAAUAAUAAAUGAAUUUUUAAAUUA
Messenger RNA from Scatophagus argus, 6089 nucleotides. It is a transcript of the gene wnt9a, whose product is annotated as wingless-type MMTV integration site family, member 9A. The transcript has 4 exons. Gene Ontology annotation, molecular function: frizzled binding; cytokine activity. Gene Ontology annotation, cellular component: extracellular region. NCBI's taxonomy places the organism in Eukaryota, Metazoa, Chordata, Actinopteri, Scatophagidae. The record is from RefSeq and is a predicted model, not a curated record. Gene Ontology annotation, biological process: canonical Wnt signaling pathway; neuron differentiation; multicellular organism development. Bases 1459 to 2373 code for a protein of 304 amino acids.